This is a messenger RNA of Cantharellus anzutake, 922 nucleotides long. RefSeq names its product HSP20-like chaperone. Lineage: Eukaryota; Fungi; Basidiomycota; Agaricomycetes; Cantharellales; Hydnaceae. The transcript has 3 exons. Gene Ontology annotation, biological process: protein folding; response to heat; protein complex oligomerization. The record is from RefSeq and is a predicted model, not a curated record. The coding region runs from base 274 to 810 and encodes 178 amino acids.
CUGGUCACAACACAAUUUCGAACUUCAAGGUGCUAAAUGAGAUGGGUCGCCUUGCUUAGUGUCAUGGGUCUCCUUCUAUGCAUGCAUACGUGUGUUCCGGGCUAGUCGUUCGUCGAACAUUCUGGAACUCGGUGGAAGGUCCACGUCAUUUUCCAGAGAUUUCGAGCGCUUACUGCGGGGUGAGCGAGUAAUACUUGAGGAAUUAAGCACACGUUACACCACCAUUGGAAAAUACCUUCAGACGCUUGCAUCUCAUCAUCACGCCUCGCAACAAUGUCGUUGUUUUACGAACCUUUCUAUAUCUUCGAUGACAUGAACUGCUUCUUUGACGAAGCGUUUGGAAUGCCCUCCGCGAUUGUGGCACCUGUCUCUCAUCGACAUCGUGGCUCUUCGUCUGCUCAACGCCUCUUCAAGCCCAAGCUCGAUUUGUACGAGAACGCUGACGGAACUGUUAGCGCAACGUUCGAAGUUCCAGGCUUGAAGCGUGAAGAUAUAUCCAUCGAUCUUCACGAUGACCGCUUGACCAUCUCUGGGGAGCGUACCUCUUCCUUCGAGACCAAGCCCAACGAUGACCUUACGUCCGAACGUACGUCGGACUCGACCGAUCAGGAGAAGCAAGACAACGUUACAUCUUCCUCUCCAUCAUACAUCAUUCGCGAACGAUCGAUUGGCAAGUUCUCUCGUUCGGUAGACAUACCAAAAGGAACGAAGCCAGAAUCGAUCAAGGCUUCGAUGGCUAAUGGGCUUUUGACGAUCACAUUUCCAAAGAAGGCGCCUGAAACCGAACCGAAGAGCAUUCAAAUUGCAUAAACGCGUUAACAUAUCAAAUGGGUUGUUGUUGAUUCGUAUUCGGUGCCAGGCAUGCUAGCUGCCCAGUCACGAAUGUAUAGUUUAAAUGCACACUCCUAAUAUGAUUCUCCGG